Adelges cooleyi (spruce gall adelgid) is the source of this 2088-nucleotide messenger RNA. RefSeq lists its product as uncharacterized. The transcript has 4 exons. Lineage: Eukaryota; Metazoa; Arthropoda; Insecta; Hemiptera; Adelgidae. The coding region runs from base 113 to 1984 and encodes 623 amino acids. The record is from RefSeq and is a predicted model, not a curated record.
AACGAUUAAAACCGUAUAGGUACUAGUAUAAAUAUGAAGUCCGGCAAAUCCGUAAAGUAUAGUGCGAUCGCCUUAGACUACCUGCUUGAUUGGUUUGUCCAUUUCAAUAGGUAUGGCUUUUUCGGUGAUCCCGAAUAACCGCAACGCCAUAACGGCCGUCGCGCUUGUUUUACUAGUAACAAACGUCGAACUAGCACCGAAUAAACCCGGAUGUGCAUCUCAGAUAGCCAGAAGUAAUACAGGUCAAGGAUUUGGUCUAGGAGAAGGAUUCGGCAUAGGUGAAGGAAGCGGUAGUGGAGGAGGUUUUGGUUUAGGAGAAGGAUUCGGCAUUGGUGAAGGAAGCGGUAGUGGAGGAGGUUUUGGUUUAGGGGAAGGAUUUGGUAUUGGUGAAGGAAGUAGUUAUGGAGGAGGUAGUAGUAUUGGUGAAGGUUUCGGUCUAGGAGAAGGAUCCGGUAGUGGCCAAGGAAGCGGUGCUGGUCAAGGUAGUGGCAGUGGACAAGGAAGCGGUACUGGUCAAGGAAACGGUUCUGGUCAAGGUAGUGGCAGUGGACAAGGAAGUGACAGUGGACAAGGAAGUGGUAGUGGAGGAGGUUUUGGUUUAGGGGAAGGAUUUGGUAUUGGUGAAGGAAGUAGUUAUGGAGGAGGUAGUAGUAUUGGUGAAGGUUUCGGUCUAGGAAAAGGAUCCGGUAGUGGCCAAGGAAGCGGUGCUGGUCAAGGUAGUGGCAGUGGACAAGGAAGCGGUACUGGUCAAGGAAACGGUUCUGGUCAAGGAAGUGGUAGUGGACAAGGAAGUGGCGCAGACCAUGAAAGUGGUAAGAAACCACCAAAUUUAGGAGUCGGUCCUGUUCAAAUACCACCACACCACGGGGGUGGUAAGCCACCACAUCACGGAGGCGGUGAGCCACCACAUCAUGGAGGCGGUGAACCACCACAUAAGCCACCGCAUCACGGAGGCGGUGAGCCACCACAUCAUGGAGGCGGUGAACCACCACAUAAGCCACCACAUCAUGGAGGCGGUGAACCACCACAUAAGCCACCGCAUCACGGAGGCGGUGAGCCACCACAUCAUGGAGGCGGUGAACCACCACAUAAGCCACCACAUCAUGGAGGCGGUGAACCACCACAUAAGCCACCGCAUCAUGGAGGCGGUGAGCCACCACAUCAUGGAGGCGGUGAACCACCACAUAAGCCACCGCAUCACGGAGGCGGUGAGCCACCACAUCAUGGAGGCGGUGAACCACCACAUAAGCCACCACAUCAUGGAGGCGGUGAGCCACCACAUCAUGGAGGCGGUGAACCACCACAUAAGCCACCGCAUCACGGAGGCGGUGAGCCACCACAUCAUGGAGGCGGUGAACCACCACAUAAGCCACCGCAUCACGGAGGCGGUGAGCCACCACAUCAUGGAGGCGGUGAACCACCACAUAAGCCACCACAUCACGGAGGCGGUGAGCCACCACAUCAUGGAGGCGGUGAACCACCACAUAAGCCACCGCAUCACGGAGGCGGUGAGCCACCACAUCAUGGAGGCGGUGAACCACCACAUAAGCCACCACAUCACGGAGGCGGUGAGCCACCACAUCACGGAGCCGGUGAACCAUCACAUCACGGACCAUUGAGGCCACCUCACCACGGACCCUAUAAGCCACCACACCUCGGAGGCGGUGAAGGUGAAAGUGGGGAAGGUCAAGGAAGUGGCAGUGGACAAGGAAGCGGUGCUGGCCAAGGAAACGGUUCUGGUCAAGGCGGGGAAGCUCAAGGAAGUGGUAGUGGACAAGGAAGCGGUGCUGGUCAAGGAAACGGUUUUGGUCAAAGCGGGGAAGGUCAAGGAAGUGGUAGUGGACAAGGAAGCGGUGCUGGUCAAGGAAACAGUUCUGGUCAAGGCGGGGAAGGUCGAGGAAGUGGCAGUGGACAAGGAAGUGGCGCAGGCCAUGGAAGUGGUAAUAAACCACCAUCUUACGGAGGCGGCCCUGUAUGCUACUAGGAAAAAAAAUUAUAAUAUUUUGAGCUGAACUGUAUUUAUUUAAUUUGUUUGGUAAUGGUUAAUUUUUAAAAAUGCUAUAAUGUGUAUUACAUAGUAAAGUUAUA